UGGGUCAGAAGGACACGUUAUGAGCAGGCAAAUUCAUGUGCCCACAUGGAUGAUUGGAGGAGCCAUUGCACAAUUUGUGGGAACGAAGAACAGCACAGAAACAACAGCGAUUCGAGCAAGAAGAAGAGCCACCAAAAUUUGAAGAUACUCUGAAUUUCUGAAUUGAAUCGAUCAAUUUGUUGCCUCCAGCCACCGAUUCCUGCUAGUGCUAGCGCUAGCGCUCUGAUUUGUUGAUAGAAAGAAAGAGAAAUCGGAAAUGAAGGAGAGCAAUGAUGGAUUUGUGCGGGCGGAUCAGAUUGAUCUGAAGAGUUUGGAUGAGCAGCUUGAGAGGCAUCUUAGCAGAGCCUUGACCAUGGAGAAGAACAAGAAGAAAGAUGAAGACGGCAAUAGCUUUCUCACUUCUGCAACCAUUGCUCGCAGUAGGUCUACUAAAGUCGCCGCUAAGGAGCGGCAAGAGUGGGAGAUCGAUCCGUCCAAACUGAUAAUCAAGAGCGUCAUUGCUCGUGGUACUUUCGGCACCGUCCACCGCGGCGUUUACGACGGACUAGAUGUCGCUGUCAAGUUGCUGGAUUGGGGAGAAGAAGGCCACAGGACAGAAGCUGAAAUUGCUUCACUCAGGGCAGCUUUUAAACAGGAAGUUGCUGUUUGGCAUAAACUAGAGCAUCCCAAUGUUACUAAGUUUAUAGGGGCAACAAUGGGCUCAGCGGAGUUACAGAUCCAAACUGAAAAUGGCCUAAUAGGCAUGCCAAGCAACAUAUGCUGUGUUGUGGUGGAAUAUCUUGCCGGAGGUGCCCUUAAAUCUUAUCUCAUAAAGAACAGGAGAAGGAAGCUAGCUUUCAAGGUGGUUGUCCAAUUGGCACUUGAUCUUGCUAGAGGGUUGAGUUACCUUCAUUCACAGAAGAUUGUUCACAGAGAUGUAAAGACAGAAAACAUGCUGUUGGACAAAACACGUACAGUAAAAAUUGCUGAUUUUGGUGUUGCUAGAGUUGAGGCCUCAAAUCCCAACGACAUGACUGGGGAGACUGGGACACUCGGUUACAUGGCUCCUGAGGUUCUCAAUGGCAACCCAUAUAACAGGAAGUGCGACGUGUACAGCUUCGGUAUCUGCCUGUGGGAAAUUUAUUGCUGUGACAUGCCAUAUCCCGACCUUAGUUUCUCCGAAGUGACUUCUGCUGUGGUUCGUCAGAAUUUGAGGCCAGAGAUACCGAGAUGUUGCCCGAGCUCCCUAGCAAAUGUAAUGAAGCGAUGCUGGGAUGCAACCCCGGACAAGCGGCCCGAAAUGGAUGAAGUAGUUUCUAUGUUGGAAGCCAUUGACACGUCCAAGGGUGGAGGUAUGAUCCCUGUUGAUCAAGCUCAGGGUUGUCUAUGCUUUCGAAAAUAUAGAGGACCCUAAAGAUUUGUUUGUUUGUUUGUUUGAAUUGAAUGAGAAAAUGUGAUAAAAUUAUUUUGAAGGGAAAAAGCAUCAUGUGAUUGUGGUAAUGAGAAAUAGAAGAAGUAGGAAAAGAAAAAUAUAUUGAGGUGAGGCCAGUGGUAAAAUAGAUGAUGGUGGUGGGUACAUAAACAACCAGGGACUUUGCUGCCUUUCACUUUGCCAUUUGAUGUUAAGCCUUUUGUAAUGACAUUAAUUGAAUGAAUUGUAAGAUUGAAAUACAAAAAUCUUAUCUUCUUCCUCUUA
This is a messenger RNA of Cucurbita pepo subsp. pepo (vegetable marrow), 1675 nucleotides long. RefSeq names its product serine/threonine-protein kinase 52. The record is from RefSeq and is a predicted model, not a curated record. Gene Ontology annotation, cellular component: plasma membrane. Gene Ontology annotation, biological process: protein phosphorylation. NCBI's taxonomy places the organism in Eukaryota, Viridiplantae, Streptophyta, Magnoliopsida, Cucurbitales, Cucurbitaceae. Gene Ontology annotation, molecular function: ATP binding; protein serine/threonine kinase activity.